AAAGGUUAAGAUAAUAAAUAUCAUAGAGAAAUGUCGACUUUAAGAACAGAACAACAACUGCAGGAACCACUUGACUUAAUUCGUUUCCAAUUAGAUGAGUUUGUGUUGGUUAAAUUAAGAGGAGCUAGAGAAAUGAAAGGUAGACUUCAAGGGUAUGAUUCCCAUUGUAAUAUGGUAUUAAGUGAAGCACAAGAAUUUAUAUUUUCAGAGAAGGAUGUUGAACCAAUAGUCAAAAAGACAGAAAUGGUAUUUGUUAGAGGUGAUUCUGUUAUAUUGGUGAGUCCAUCUACUGAAUAGAUUAACCAAACCAGUUAAUUUCAUGUAUAGAGUCAUUAUUCAAAAUUCAUAAAUCAUAAUUCAUCAUUGUACUAUAGUGUAUACAC
Molecule: messenger RNA, 383 nt
Organism: Scheffersomyces amazonensis
Lineage: Eukaryota; Fungi; Ascomycota; Pichiomycetes; Serinales; Debaryomycetaceae
Gene: SMX4
Product: U4/U6-U5 snRNP complex subunit
Exons: 1
Coding region: 31-297 (88 amino acids)
Biological process (GO): mRNA splicing, via spliceosome; P-body assembly
Cellular component (GO): Lsm1-7-Pat1 complex; P-body; U6 snRNP
Molecular function (GO): RNA binding
Source: RefSeq, a predicted model, not a curated record